Candoia aspera is the source of this 2956-nucleotide messenger RNA. It is a transcript of the gene ANGPTL6, whose product is annotated as angiopoietin like 6. Lineage: Eukaryota; Metazoa; Chordata; Lepidosauria; Squamata; Candoiidae. The coding region runs from base 287 to 1705 and encodes 472 amino acids. The record is from RefSeq and is a predicted model, not a curated record. The transcript is spliced from 6 exons.
UGGAAAUUAUAUCCUGAUGGGCUGCAGCGUGCAGCACAAGGAAUUUAACACUUUUUCCUGGCGCUGGCAGAACGCAUGAUGCGAGAGGCAGAUGAGGGUCUGGUGAGAGGGUGAGGUCUAGGAUUUAGGGGUUCUUCUCCCUGUUUCGGCAAAGGACGUGGGUUCACGCAAAGAAAGAGCUGGAUGUUUGUUUUGGGCACGGAGGUGACAAGCACGCAGGUCUUCCAGGAAGAGGGCUUGUUUGCAGUCCAUCCUGCUGGCAGCUUCUGCCCCUUUUCCCACAAGCAUGGAGCCUCAGUCCUCAGUGCUGGUGCUGCUGUUACUGAGCCUGGCUAGGCCAGUUCUGUCAGGUCCUGAGCCAAUCACUGGACCAAGAUGUACCUAUACCUUCAUCUUGCCCCAGCAGAAGUUCACAGGAGCCGUGUGCUGGAGCAGUGUACGUCCUCCCCCUGAACCUCCAGGUCCCAACCGUAGUGCGGUGGAGGAGCUCCAUGACCAGCUGAGCCGGCAGCAGGCCCAAAUGGAUGAGCUACGACGACUGGUGGAGGUGGACGGGGCCAUGGUGAGCGAGGUCAAGGCGUUGCGCAAGGAAAGCCGCAACGUCAAUGCCCGGGUCACCCAGCUCUAUACUCAGCUGCUUCACGAGAUCCUUCAGCGACGAGAGCGGCCAGUGCAGACCUCUCAGCUUGAAGGGCGCGUAGCCAAUGCUUCUGCUGAGGCCGCACGGGUGGCUGCCAAUUAUCGUCAGCUGGAGGGGAAGUACAAUGCUUUGGCUGCCCUUGUCAACAAUCAGAGUGCCCUCAUCAGCCGCCUAGAGAGAGAGUGCCAGCAAGGAGCAGCUAGCAGGGAGGUGCGCCCACAGCCACCUUUGGCACCAGUGGUUCCUCACAACCCUGCAAGUACCUCCAAUGAAAGCAGAGCCCACUUUGACACCGUCAAUGACAUCCAGCGAGACCAGACGGCAUCUGCCCAGCACUGGUCUGACAAAGCUCCCUCUCCGCUGGAUGGCACUCCUCUGCUUCCUGCUGUUGAGCCCACCAAAUCUAUAGGGCCUUGGUCUGACUGUCAAGCAGCUCAACAGGAUGGGCAACCCAGUGGCAUCGUCAUGCUGCAACCAGUUCAUGCCCAGGGUAUCAUCCAGGUCUGGUGCGACCAGGAACACGAUGGAGGCGGCUGGACAGUCAUCCAACGGCGGCAGGAUGGAUCAGUCAAUUUCUUUACCACAUGGCAGCAUUACAAGAAUGGUUUUGGGAACCUGGAAGGGGAGCACUGGCUGGGCCUGGAAUCCAUUCACUUGCUGACCCGCCAAGGUUCAUACAUGUUGCAUGUGUCAAUGGAAGACUGGAGUGGGCGACAAGCACAGGCUGAAUAUAGUACCUUUGCUCUGGAGCCUGAGAAUGACUUCUACCGGUUACGGCUGGGCAAAUAUCAAGGCAAUGCUGGAGACUCUCUCUCCUGGCACAGUGGCCGACAGUUCAGCACUCUUGACCAUGACCAUGAUGCUUACUCAGGGAACUGUGCCCAUUACCAGAAAGGUGGUUGGUGGUACAAUAUGUGCGCCCACUCCAAUCUCAACGGUGUCUGGUACAAGGGCGGUCACUACCGAAGCCGCUACCAGGAUGGAGUCUACUGGGCAGAGUUUCGUGGUGGUGCCUACUCUCUCCGUAAGGUGGUGAUGAUGGUCCGGUCUGCGCAAGGCAACUAAGUUCCAUUCUUAGCCACAGAAAAGAAGACAAACCAAACAAGAAUCCAGAUGGAUGUACUUUAUAAAAGAAUUCACUGAACUCUGGAUACACACUAUGCUUUUUUAUUCUCUAGGACUGACCUCAGGGGAAACCUCUUUCACUAUCUGUGCAUUGCACGGAUUGGCUGGGGGCCUUGUACUUCACAGACUCACCAGCCCACCCACUUCUCAAGCCAUGUUGCAGCUUUCAUAGAAUGUAUUGCUUUCACCUUUCAUCAAAAGAAGGUGCCAAAGGUAUCCCAAAUAGUGCUUUAAACCAUUUUAAAACCUUUAAAAUCUGGCAAAAAGAGAAAGCGCCUAGUAUACUGAGACACCAUGUGGCAGAAAGUAAUAUUGUAGGCUUUCCAAGAUCUCUUAUUUCAAAAAUACUUUGGGCUUUUCCCAGCUAUAGUUCUCUCCACCUCAAGAGAGGACUAUAGCAGGGAAUCCUGCCCUGCUACUCAGCACAUCCUUGAGUCAACAGAAAAUGAUAUUGGCAUAAAAUUUGCUGUCCUUGAUGUUGCCAGCCCUAGUCCCUGCAGUCCACCCCAGUCCCUCCAAGGCAGUGUUUCUCAACCGUGGCAACUUUAAGAUGUGUGGACUUCAACUCCCAGAAUUCCCUAGCCAGCAAUGCUGGCUGGGGAAUUCUGGGAGUUGAAGUCCACACAUCUUAAAGUUGCCACGGUUGAGAAACACUGCUUCAAGGUAACAAAACUUUCAACAGAUUCUAUGCACCCUGAGGCUGCCCUUGGAAAGGAAAAAUAAUUUCAUCACCAGUACAGCCAAGGACAAUUUUGAUUUGUCUUAUUCACAGGCUAGGGAUGAGAAGAAGGCAGGGCAGGAGAAAAGAAAAAGACGUUGCCAGGGCACAUUUGUCCCAUGUUGAAAUGCAUGUGGGGACACAGCCUCUGAGAUGCAUCCUCACCCUUAUCCUGGCACGGUGUCAGGGGAAAUUCACUUCCUGAGGGGAGUUCUCUGGUCCGGCUCCAACUGGGAGUCUCAAAAUGGCAGUGCAGCAAUCUCCAACCUGCCUGUAUGACAUUAAAGUCUAGUCUAGUCUGACCAGAGCAGGGUUUAUUUUUGAGGAGGUGCUUGUGUUAACUCUGCUAGAUGUCUUUUAACGGCUGGUGUGGCUCAUAUUCUAUUUCCUCUGCCUGCCCAGAUAAAAAUUCUGUUCCAGAGAAAAUAAAAUCCUGAAUGUAAAAUCUUGCAAAUACAAAUCCUGCAAAUGAA